AUGGCGAAGUUGACUUCUUUCUUGUUGGCUUCGGCCUACCUGGUCUCUUCAGGUCACAGCGAUAUUUUCCAGCCCAUUGGCAACGCAGCACCUCCUUCAUAUAUACCUUCUCGCAACGACCAUCCUGUUCGCAAACAGUUUAUCGAGGACGGUGAUGUACCGACCCAGACGAACAAGUUUCACGCAAAUUUCUUCCUCGGUACCCAAUCAUUCCCAGUAUGGACACACCCAUACUCUUUAUGCUGGGCCAAAGGCUUUGGUGGCUCUUACGGCAUUGCUGUCAGUCACACGGUCAGGAAUCAAUUUGCUUUCGGACCCUCCGUUGAAAACCCACGAUACUUUAUAUCGCCACUUGGUAUUCAGCACAUUGUUCUUUCUGCAGCCGAACUUCAGCAGGAUACAAAGCUUUCCGUUCAGGACCUCGGCAGUUUCUCCGCAAAUGCCAAUUUGCGAGCUAGUUCCGGAUCUAAAAUCCUGAUGUCAGUACCCGUGGUUCAGGGUAUGGGUAUGACAACCGCCAUCUACGCCGGUGCUAGACCAAUCAUCACCAGCAAUGUGUUCUUCCGUUCUCUGUCAUAUGUUGGAUCGGUCAAUGGAGGAACCUACAAGUACAGAGUCGUCCUCAACGACGGCACUAGUUGGCUGCUUUAUGCUACAUCAUCCAGUGCUGUUGGUACCAUUCCCUUCACGCUGGAUAGCACUGCCAAGAUCAGUGGCCCGGCAAACUUCAUUGGAACCAUCCAGGUCACCAAAAACCCUUCAGGCCAAGACAUGGAGAGCGUUUUUGACAAGAGCGCUGGUGCUUACGCCACUGACGCUACCCUUUCCGGAUCAGUCAAUGGUGCAUCUGGAAGCUACUCCAUCAGCUGGACCAAGGGCGGCAUGGCUAGCCAAACUUUGCUCAUGUAUGCGCUGCCACAUCACGUGGAAUCAUUUGAUCAGCAAACCCAAGCGGCUCUCAAGAAUAUCACACUCGUCACCACGACCAAGGGCUUUGCGCAGGCCAUUCUUGCUGACAAGAUGACCAUGGUUGAGAAUGAUCUUCCCACCACAAUUGGAUUUGCUCCCUGGUCGAAGAAUACCAACGGCGCUGGAGGCUUCCAGAGGACUAGCCUUAGCUCACAGGCCACUGCACUCAUCAACCAAGUAGGCGUUGCUGAACUCAACCAGGACAUGAUCCCCCAGACUUCAUUGAACAGCAUGUACUAUUCGGGCAAAGGAUGCGCAAAGUUUGCCUCUAUCAUCUGGACCAUGAACUCCAUGACUGGUAAUAGCCAAUACGCAGCUGCUGGACUCGUCAGGCUCAAGCAAGCCUUGGAUGUCUUUAUCAAGAACACUCAGCCUGAGCCACUAGUCUACGACAACGUAUGGAAAGGUCUCGUCUCCGGCGCCAGCUACAAGCCUCCUUAUGAUGUCGGUCUCGACUUUGGCAACACUCUCUACAACGACCACCACUUCCACUACGGCUACUUCGUCUACACCGCCGCCGUCAUUGGCCACCUCGACCCCUCCUGGCUCACCCAAGGCAACAACAAAGCCUGGGUCAACGCCCUGGUCCGCGACUUCGCCAACCCCGUCGACGACCAGUACUUCCCCAUGUACCGCUCUUUUGAUUGGUUCCACGGCCACUCGUGGGCAAAAGGCCUCUUCGAGUCCGGCGACGGCAAAGACCAAGAAUCCACCUCCGAAGACACCUUUGCCAGCUACGCCGUCAAAAUGUGGGGCAAAACAACUGGAGACACCAACAUGGAGGCCCGCGCAAACUUGCAGCUCGCCAUCCAAGCCCGCAGUCUUCGCAACUACUUCCUCAUGGAGUCAGACAAUAAGAACCAACCUCCCACCUUCACAAAGAACAAGGUCACCGGUAUCUUGUUCGAGAACAAGAUCGAUUAUACUACGUACUUUGGUGCAAACACAGAGUACAUUGAGGGUAUUCAUAUGAUUCCGCUGAACCCUUCUUCGGCGUACACGCGCAGCGCAAAGUUCGUGCAGCAGGAGUGGGACACUUAUUUUAGCAAUGGGCGCGCGGAGCAGGUCCAGGGUGGCUGGAAGAGCAUCCUCAAGUCGAACCAGGCGCUGAUUGAUCCUCAGUCGUCGUGGCAGUUUUUCUCCAACCCCAGUUUCGCGGAGACGCUGGAUGGAGGUGCCAGUCGCACGUGGUACUUGGCUUAUUCGGCUGCGUUGAUGGGCGCUUAGAGUGAUGGGUAAGGGUAUAUAUGGUAGGGUUGAAUGGAGGGAGGAGGGGUGGAAACGUAUAUAUAUAUAUAUGGCUUGGUAAGGUGGGGAGGACCGAUGCUGAGUCGGUGUUGCCUCAGGUAUAUACAGCGUGACAUGGUUUGAUUACCAUGAACGCCUACGAUUUUUACGACUGAUUAGAUACUGCGUUGUUUGACUACUAUCGUUAAGAGGAAGGAUUUGCGCAGGAUACAAGUGUAUAUAUUGCUUUCUAGAUAGUCCUGGGC
Messenger RNA from Bipolaris sorokiniana ND90Pr, 2462 nucleotides. Its product is annotated as glycoside hydrolase family 81 protein. NCBI's taxonomy places the organism in Eukaryota, Fungi, Ascomycota, Dothideomycetes, Pleosporales, Pleosporaceae. Gene Ontology annotation, molecular function: glucan endo-1,3-beta-D-glucosidase activity; endo-1,3(4)-beta-glucanase activity. Gene Ontology annotation, cellular component: cell surface. The coding region runs from base 1 to 2196 and encodes 731 amino acids. The transcript is spliced from 3 exons. The record is from RefSeq and is a predicted model, not a curated record.